This is a messenger RNA of Diorhabda sublineata, 4223 nucleotides long. RefSeq lists its product as uncharacterized. NCBI's taxonomy places the organism in Eukaryota, Metazoa, Arthropoda, Insecta, Coleoptera, Chrysomelidae. The transcript is spliced from 7 exons. The record is from RefSeq and is a predicted model, not a curated record. Bases 266 to 1117 code for a protein of 283 amino acids.
UACAUCGCUUUCUUGUCGAACAUAAAACAAUCGCCGUUACAUGCAUCAUACAUAUCGCAAUACCUAAAGAAAUUCAAAAUUGCGGGUUGUAUCAACAAGCAACUACCAUUUAUUUACAAUAAUGUGUGAAUUGUAAGCGCUCCCCAAACUUAAAUCCCACCUCUCUCUCUUUAAAUUUGAGUACUCGUAUCGUACCUUGUAUCAGUGAUUUGUUUAUAUCAUUGUUGAUUUCACUGGUUUGACGAUUGGAGACUUGACAGGCGUGAUGUCACGUUUAGUUUCGCUUUUUGUGUGCAUAUUCGCGGGAAUUUUAUUGGUAGAUUCGCAGUUUAAUGUUGAAAUUCAAGAACCGAAAUUAACCUCAUUUCUAAAUAGGAUAACAAAUACUACAUUUGAUUUGAUAAGAAGUGGUAUAAAUGUUUUUGGAAAUACUAUAGAAACAAUAAUAACAACUUUCUCAAAAAUAGAGGAUCGACUGAGUGCCUUAGUGGAAUUAAUUAGAAGUCAACUAAUAAAAGGCGUGCCUGAAUUGAGCAUUCCGGUAUUGGAUCCACUGCAUGUGAACAAAAUUGAAUUUGACGUUAGACAUGAGGCAGCUCUAUUGAAGGGAAAUGCCAAAAAUAUCACUAUAAAACAUAUUUCGAAAUUUGUGGUUACCAAAGAGAAACUGACCGAUCUGGGUAAACUACGUUUCAGACUAGAUAUUAAUUUAACUUUCCCAUUUAUCAGAGCAAAUGGAACUUAUCAAGUAAAUGGUCUUAUCGGCCAAACAUUUAGGAUCUUCGGAAAUGGUCCAUUUAAAUUGAACAUCAUAGAUUUAAGAAUUGCCACAUCGACAAUAUUAAAAUUCACCUUACCAGGUCAAUUACAAGUUGAAAAUAUAAGUAUCUUACCCAGACUGAGGAAGCUAGAGAAUAACUUCGAAAACAUGAUGAAUGAUCCUGAUACUGGAGCUCUUAUCAAUAAGGCUAUAUCAAGAUUAGCACCAGAAGCAUUGAAGAUUUUCUGGCCAGAACUGAAGAGACCUAUAGAACUGGAAUUCAUUAAGUAUAUUAACAACCUUUUGGACAACGCUUCAGUGGUGAACAUUGCGAAGAGGAUUUUCAACAUCACCUAAAUUUUCAUAUAACAGAAUCAUUAAAAUAACAACAAAUUAGUUACCAUAGAAUCGAAAUUAUACACAUAAUUAGUUGUUUAUAUUGGAAAGGUAGGGUAGGGCGGAGCAUUAUGAAUACUGACUCUUAUUUAUUCAAUUUUAAUUUUUCCAAAUACAUAAAAGUAUGUUAGUACCCAAUUUAUAUAAAUUAAAAAGGACUAGUGGUUUUUGAGUUCUAUGAGGAGAAAAAGACUAACAUGAAUUAAAAGCAAAUUCCAAUUCCAUACAAGAAAUAAACAGAAAUUAAAAUAAGAUACAGGCACAUAUUCAUUAUUGAGGAAAUUGACUGCUCAAACUCAGUAAUUAGAGAUAAAGCCAUAUGAAAUGUUGAUGGUUUCGAUAGUGACUAACUGAAUAAUAACAUACGAUCAUAAGUGAUGUCGAAGGUAAAAUAGAAGAUAUCACCAGUCGCUAAUAUUGUAUUCGAUAAUAGUAACUGAUUGUAAUUGCAAAGGCACAAAAUGAACUGUUAAUUAUUAUCAUGAUUUGGUUUGUCUGACAAAAAAGUGAAGUGAAAAGAAAACCAAAAAAUGUCUAGGGUUUAAUAUUUGAAAUAGUUUCGCCCUACCUUAAUUAACAAAAAACGUAUGUUAAUUCAUUCGACUUAAAAACUAGUGUGAAAUGAUAUUUGGCCUCCAAAUAAUUAUACACAGUUACCAUCAGUUACCACAGUAUCUUAUUAUAAUUGGAUUUUCAAGAAACAACUUUGAAGUUUAAAUUGAGGACAAUCAUAGUAGUAGAUUUUGUAAGAAAAUGCAGGACCAUUUUGUGCUUUAUUAAAAAGUUUGAAGGCAAUUUAUUCAAUUAAAUAUCUUUUAUUAGGUCGUUUCUGUUUAAUUAUAUGCAGAAUAUACAUGCCAAUUAGAUAAUAUAUUCAGUGAUCUUCAAUUUUCGAUUAGAGAAGAAUCAUCUGUUUAAGUUUUCAUUAUUCAAAAUAUAUUUUAAUAGAUUUUCUAAUCGAUUGCGUUAAGUACCAUUCGAACAAUUAGAUAUUAGGAAUAACAUUUUUCAUUUCAGUCGAUUUUUUAUUAAACAAAGUGGUCCAUACUAAUCUACAUUAAGUGAUAGAGCUAAAACUGAAUAAUAACAGAAGUACAAUCCUCUGAAGGAUAUACCAUUAUAUAAAUUAUCAGGAUAAUCAACUUUACAUCACUACUCAGCCCAUCCCGUAUAAAUAUAAGAUAGUUUUGAACAGUAUGUGUCAGUCAUUUUCGAUUACAAUGAAAAAAAAAUACUUUAUAUUUCAAAUACAUCGGAAACAGAUAUAACUAUAUAACUGUCUAAAUAAUUUGGCAGUUACGAAGUCUUGAAUUCUCUCUUUUUAAAGGGUUGUAUUUUCGUUACUAUUUAUUUUUAGAGAAAAAGAUAUAUAACUAAGUACGUCAAGAAAUUACUGUACAGAAUUUAGAAUAUAGUUUUGGAACGUCAAUUGAUUGAUAAAAAAAUGUUAAUUUUUAAAAAUAUAUUGAUAUAAUUUUUAUUUACAAUCAUAUAUGCAAUGUUGUCAUUACUAUAAACGCUCUCAGAAAUAUUUACAAAUUACUUUCCUGUUGAAUGAGUACUUGUAACAGCUUCAGUAGACAUGGCACAUUGGACAGCAUAUAGGCAGUUUUAGUUUUGUUCUUCAUUGAGCUAUCUACAUAACCGUCUGCCACAGUACUAGAUUUACAUCCUCUCAACUUUUUUAAUUGGAGUAUAUUUGCACAGCUGUUGGCAAGUAACGUAGCGGUGGUUCUUCUUAGAUCAUGGCCUGUAAAGCCUUUUGAGUCCUCUAAAUUCAACAAAAGUAAAAAUUUUUGGAAAAUGCCCAAUUGUUUGAUUUUAUACUAUUUCUCCUCUAAGCUGAACAAAAAAUCUAUUGAUUUCUAUUUUUUUUUCUGAAAUUCAUGUAGUCUCGAAAUAUCUUCACCCAUACUGUAUCAGUAAUGAAAAAUUAUCUACUUGUAUGUGCUUUGGAAUCUGGAAUUUUAACCGAAAUUUUUUGUUUCAAAAAAAAAACAACAUCGAAAAUUUUCCUUUUCACUAAUUCUUCCUUCCGACAAGCUCCAGAUACGCCUAUUAUUAAUGCGACCUAAAUUAAUAAUAAAAGCAUAAUAUCAUAACAACUGUACACUUGUAUAAGCUCAAACACGAUUUAAAAAAAUACUUAUUUAAAGAUCAUAAAUAUAUUACCUUUAUCGGUAGAAAUUCAUUUAGAGCUUUGUUUAAAAAAUCCUCUUUAUUUUUGCUGGAAAAUACGUUCGAUUUCUUGGGCCUGAAGCCCACAUUUUGUCGUUUUACGAAGACCAACAGUUUCCCAUGUUUCGAAAUAUCAGUUUUUUCUUCAAUUGCCCACAAAGAGGGCGACUUCUUUUCUUUUGGCUGGUUUGUUCUCCAAAAUAUGCUAACAGUACACUUUCGGAACUGGUAUUCUUCACUUUUUUUUCUUCCCAUCACUUCUUAUAUAAUUCAAUAGCUUUUAGGUAGCGAUGGUUACUUUUUUCUGGCACCAACCCGUGUGGUGCUGCAUCAGCAACCUGUCGUAUUUCUGGAGGGGUACAAUCCAUCAAUUCUUCAUCGAAGGAUAUUUUCUUAAUUUAUUUUUGCGAACUUAAUAUCCAUCUUUAUCUAAUAUUUAUUUAUAUUGGUGACAGUUGUUUACCAGCAACAGUAACAAUAUACCUAGGUACCUGCUUAAUUAUUCUAAGGAAGAUGUUGGUAAUUUUUUGUUAAAUGUAACAUUUUAGGUAUGUUCAGAUCGAAACAACAACUAUAUCUAAUCUCUCGACAGUAAUGAAGUUCUGAUUUACUAUUUUCAAGUGUGCAAAUUUUCAAAAUUCUAAAAUUGUAAACUAAACUUAUUGUUGCUAGUUAUAUAAUAUAUUGUAUAUUGGGUGAAUAUUUUAAAUUAUUGGUAAUGUGCGUUGGUUACUGAAUUUAAAAACAAUUUCAAAAAACAUGCACAUUAGUCAUUUACUGUGAUAAAAAUAAUUUUAUGAUAAUGUAAAAAAAGUACUUAUAUUUUAUGUUUCAAAAAUAAAUUGGAAGGGAUUGUUAAAAAAAAUUAUAAUUUACUUUUAAUGAUAAA